Molecule: messenger RNA, 1359 nt
Organism: Olea europaea var. sylvestris
Lineage: Eukaryota; Viridiplantae; Streptophyta; Magnoliopsida; Lamiales; Oleaceae
Product: protein RESTRICTED TEV MOVEMENT 2-like
Exons: 2
Coding region: 180-1274 (364 amino acids)
Source: RefSeq, a predicted model, not a curated record
AAGCAAUAAAAUUGGAAUAGUCUCAUUCUUAAGUAAAGAAAGCGAAAAAGUAAAAAAUAAUUUAAAUUUCAAGAUAUAGUUGAGGCCAUCAAACAAUGUUUAUAGAUAUCAAAGUUUGAUCAUAGAGGAAAAACUAAUAUAACAUAUUAAACGUGAGAAGAGAGCUUGUGGUGGUAGGAAUGACAACGCCGAGGCACAGACAUGAUGGUGCAACACCUCCAUAUCAAUCACGAAGGGGUGGUGUCAGACCAAUAUAUGAAGAUUUUAAACCUACUUCAGAAUGGUCACAAGAUGAUGAUACAUAUGUUCUCGCUAUUCAAGUUCCUGGUUUCAUGAAGGAGCAACUCAAGGUUUCAACCGAAGAUCGGAAUAUCAUUAGGGUUCGUGGAGAAUGCCUGAUUGCCGGCAACAAAUGGAGUCGUUUCCAGGAGGACUUCCAAGUCCCGGAUAAUAGCAAACUAACAUCAGUUCGUGCAAAGCACGACGGAAGAACUUUAACCAUUACGAUCCCAAGAAAGAAUGUUGGUGCUGGUAAAGUAACCCUUAGCCCUCUUCCAAAAGCUGAAGAUCAAGUCCUUCCUCCUAAAAUUACAGACAUGAAAUCUCCCAAGGAACCCGGGCGUGAUCAGGGCGGCCAAGAUAAAAUUACUCCAGCAAUUGGUAGUAGCAAGCCGAUAACAGAUGGCAGAAGUUCAGAAUCAGCUCCAAGGACAAAAAUUGGACGACAAGAAGAUGAAAGAAAGAGUCAUAUGGAGAAGGAUAAAAGCCCGGAACUGACAGAGAAACCUGCUGCACAAGAAAAUAUUGUGGACAAGGUAAGGAAGGAGAUCGUUGAUGACAAAAGUUUGGAACCACUAGGAAUUAAGAGAAUGUCCGGCGAUAAACCAAAUACUAGAAUUGGACAACAGGAAGACGAAGAAAAGGCUUAUAUCGAGAAGCAGGGAACCCAACACAUUGCAACAAAAACAGCACCAUGGAAGGAUAAUGUGGGAAAAGGUAAAGAUAUAACUGAAGAUCGUGAGAAGAUCAAAUCAGAGAAAAUAUCUAAAAAACAUCAUCAUAAAAUUGACAAAUCAAGUACAACUGAUGAUUCUCCUGAUCAUGGCGCUUUGAAAGUGGAACUGAAGAAGUACAAGAAGAAAGCAAGGAAAGGGAUUGGCGAGCUUCACGAAGAGAGGCAAUUGCUGGCGAACAUGGGUGCAGCACUGCUUGUUAUUGUUGGACUGAGUGCUUAUAUCGCCUACAACUUUGGAUAUCAGAAUGCUAAACAUUAGCUAAAUAUAUACUAUACGGUGUACAGAUACAUAUUCCUGUAUAUUCAAUUCCAGUAAUUAAUAAAUUAAUUGUGUUUAUGGAAAA